This is a messenger RNA of Lathyrus sativus (Indian pea), 657 nucleotides long. Lineage: Eukaryota; Viridiplantae; Streptophyta; Magnoliopsida; Fabales; Fabaceae. The record is from the annotation of a GenBank genome assembly.
AUGGUGAAGUUGACUAUGAUUGCUCGUGUUACUGAUGGUCUUCCACUGGCUGAAGGACUAGAUGAUGGUCGCGAUCUUAAAGAUGGUGAAUUUUACAAACAGCAAGUCAAGGCGUUGUUUAAGAAUCUAUCAAGAGGGCAUAAUGAGGCGUCGAGGAUGUCAGUUGAAAGUGGUCCUUAUAUUUUCCAUUAUAUCAUAGAAGGACGGGUCUGUUACUUGACAAUGUGUGAUCGGGCAUACCCUAAGAAACUAGCAUUUCAAUAUCUUGAAGAGCUCAGGAAUGAGUUUGAGCGUGUUAAUGGGGCUCAAAUCGAAACUGCUGCCAGACCUUAUGCCUUCAUUAAGUUUGACACGUUUAUACAGAAGACAAAGAAACUUUACCAGGAUACCCAUACACAACGCAAUAUUGCAAAGUUGAAUGAUGAACUUUAUGAAGUCCACCAGAUUAUGACUCGAAAUGUGCAGGAAGUUCUUGGUGUUGGUGAACAGUUGGAUCAGGUCAGCCAAAUGUCCAGUCGCCUAUCGUUAGAAUCUCGCAAAUAUGCUGACAAGGCCAAAGAUUUAAAUAGACAGGCUCUGAUUCGAAAAUGGGCCCCUGUUGCUAUUGUUUUUGGAGUUGUCUUUCUGCUUUUCUGGCUCAAAAACAAAAUUUGGUGA